Messenger RNA from Pseudovirgaria hyperparasitica, 1434 nucleotides. RefSeq lists its product as uncharacterized. Bases 61 to 1434 code for a protein of 457 amino acids. The transcript has 3 exons. Gene Ontology annotation, cellular component: dynactin complex; cytoplasm. Gene Ontology annotation, biological process: mitotic spindle organization. NCBI's taxonomy places the organism in Eukaryota, Fungi, Ascomycota, Dothideomycetes, Acrospermales, Acrospermaceae. The record is from RefSeq and is a predicted model, not a curated record.
CAAUUCUUUCCAUAGUCUACAUUACUCGCAAAGACAAAUAGAUUGAACACUAUCUUCACUAUGGCGCAGAUUCGCAAAUAUGCCAACUUGAAUCUGCCAGACCUCGAUAAUGCGCCGGACGUGUACGAAACUCCAGAGCUCACAGAAGACGCAUCAACGCUACAGGACUCUACAGUACGCUCUCCUUCCCCAUCCCAGGACGGCAAUGCCUCAGACGACAACUCAGCGGUCGACCGCCGACGCUUCAACCCGACAUCAGCACGCUCACACUUCCGCCCUGCCCGCGUAGACGCAAACAACGUAGACUUCUCCGACCGAAUCAGCCACCACAAAACCUCCUACCGGACAUCCCAUCGCAGACGCCGCGGCAGCAAUGGCCAGUACGGCGACCUCAGCGACGACGAAGAGGAAGAAAGCAAAGACCGCAAACUCGCCCGCCUACGACGCGAGGUCGCCGAGCUAAAAGACCAAUUCGACGAAGAACAAAUGCAAAAGCAAGAACAGUCCAAGAACGCCGAGCUCCCAGAAUCCGACCCACACGCCGACAUCAACCGCCUCGCCGCCCUGCUCGACAAAUCCUACAUCGAGCGUCACAACCUCUCCCAAGGCGCCAGCGAGCACUUCACCGCCACCCUCCAGAAAUACGCAACAUACCACCACCACCCAUCAACCCAGCACACAUCCACCCCAACCCGCAUCCCCCUCCGCGCCCCUCCCGCCGCGCCCCCACAACAGCAGGAAUACCUGCUCGCCCAGGCCGCCGACUUCGACACCCGCCUCGCCGCGCUCGAGGCCACGCUCGGCCUAAACAGCAUCACCAUGCCCGACCUCGGCACCAACCCGCCCGUCUUCUCCGUCAUCCAGUCCCUCGAGCAGCUCGACAGCCAGCUCUCCACCAUCGCCAGCACCACCCCGUCCACGCUCGACGCCCACAGCCGCAAGGUCCGCGAGCUCAUCUCCGACGCCGAGAAGCUCGACGCCAUCCGCAAGACGAACGAGCUCUCGGCCGCUGCGAGCGCCGCGUCGGCGGGGAAAUCUACCGCUGCUGGUGCCGGUGCUGGUGCCGGGCGCCGCGGCAGCGUGGCAGACGAGGAAGAUAAAGCAGAGGACGAGGACCCGGAGCGUGUGGCGAAGAUUAACGCGUUGUAUGGCGCGCUCGAUACGAUUGAUCGGGUUAGUCCGACGCUGCCGCUUGUGCUGGAGCGGUUGCGCUCGUUGAGGCUGAUUCAUGCGUCGGCCAUGACGGCGGGCGCGACGUUGGAUGCGGUCGAGAAGAGGCAGGUUGAGCAGGAGGCCGAGAUCAAGGGGUGGAGGGCCACGCUGGACAAGAUUGAGGGCAGGCUGGGCGAGGGGGAGAAGGUGACGGAGGGGAAUAUCAAGACGGUUGAGGGGUGGGUUGGGGAUAUUGAGAAGCGGAUUGCGAAGUUUAGUUGA